AUGGAAAAUGCUGAAGAAAUUUUUCAUUUUUUGGAGGAAUUCUCAAAACGUAAGCCUAAAACAAUACCGCAAGAGUUGAACGACUAUUUAGCGUAUGUAGCGCGAACCGGCGAUCCUGUGUAUCAAUGGUCUCUUGUAAAAAGUUUGUUUAAAGAAAAGCUCUUGAAUGUUAUUACUGAUUUCUAUGAGACAACACCAGGUAUUGAUAUUCCACCAUAUCCAAAUGUGGAUCCAUUCAAUUACGACAUCAUGAAAAAUAGCUUAUUGGAAAGACUUGAUUCUUUUACAUCAGCGCCUUUUACUGUUCAGAGAAUUUGCGAACUUCUAACGUAUCCGCGUAAACAGUAUAACCGUGUGGAUAAGUUUAUGAGAGCGAUUGAGAAGAAUAUUUUAGUUGUCAGCACUCGGGAACCCGGUACUCAGCGUCACAUAGAACCUGAGAAUGGUGAGCCAGUUGAACCAAUAGUAAAUGGCUCAGAUAAUAAUUCUGAAUAUAAUGUAGAUGUUGAAAUGGAAGAUGUGUCUUGGAAGGAGAAUUCAGACCAUCAGCAAAAUACGGAACCUCAACCAAGUUCCUCAGAUAUACAAAUUUCUAUCGAUAAUAGUGAAACACCACUUCAAUCAAAAGAAGAAACUCCAAUGGAUACUCUUGAGAAAACUGACACUCCCUGUGAAUCUAAAGCGCCAGUAGAAAACACAUCAACAAUCAGCACAAACACACAGAUAAUAGAAAAUAAGCCUAGUGAAACGUUAGUCUCCGAUUCUGUACCAGUUACUGAAGAAACUAGUGAUAUAUUAAAAAAUAUUACUUCAUCAUCAUCAGAAAACAAAGAUGUUGAAAUGAAAUCAGAAGUGGUGCCCAAUGUUUUAAUGAUACCAGAAGUAACAGUAGAUGAAGCAAAUAUAACUGAACAAAAAGAAAACAAACCUGAUGAAGGUGUUUCACACUCAAAUAUUAGUGCAAGUGAUAAAGAGUGUGAUGAACAUAAAAUUGCAGAAGAUUCUCCUCAAGCUAUAAAUGAAGAUAGUUGUUUAAAUUCCAUUGGCAAAGAAAAUAUUGCUGAACCCAAAAUAAUUUCUGAAGUUUCAACUUCAAAUGAAGAAAGUUCAUCUAGUGACAACACAGACGGUAAUAGUAACUCCCCGAAAACUGACCCUGAUUCGCAGACUGACAUCCAAGCUCAGUCAAUUAUAGCCAACAAUAGUAAAGAAGCAGCAAAAGACAUAAAAGAGCAAGAGCCAAUUAAUGAAGCAACUGUAACAAAUCCAACAGUUGAUAAUGCCCUGCAAGUUGCAAUGCAAUCAGACAAUUACUCAAUUAGCGAUGUCAAUUCAGAGUUGCAACAAAUACCACCAGAUAUUUCCUCUCAGUCAGCAGGGGACACCAAAGAAAAUACAGUUAUAGAUGAAAAAAUUGAAAGUAAACCAGUUGAAGAUUCAGAAAUACAAAGCACAGUUAAGGAAACACUAGAACAAUAG
This is a messenger RNA of Parnassius apollo (apollo), 1479 nucleotides long. NCBI's taxonomy places the organism in Eukaryota, Metazoa, Arthropoda, Insecta, Lepidoptera, Papilionidae. The record is from the annotation of a GenBank genome assembly.